Rodentolepis nana is the source of this 1071-nucleotide messenger RNA. The record is from the annotation of a GenBank genome assembly. NCBI's taxonomy places the organism in Eukaryota, Metazoa, Platyhelminthes, Cestoda, Cyclophyllidea, Hymenolepididae.
AUGAUGGCUUCGUCUUCACAGAUCGAUAGAAUAAAAUCGGCAGAUGAAAGGAUGAGGGAGUUAAAUAACAAUAUUGUUGUCGAUUAUAGUCCAAGUGUUGGCAUCAAAUCUUAUUUCCGGGUUUGUCGUUCUAUGCUGAAUAUGGCAAAUGAUUAUGAAUCAGAUGGCUGUAAAACCCAGGCCUACUGUCUUCGACGACGUUUUGUCAUUCUUUUUCUCAAUUUCUUAAGUCAACGCCAAGAUUAUAAAUCAUGCGACCCGAAAAUUCAGAAUCAGUGGUCUCGGGAAUGUGGUCGAGUAUUAAAGAGGGUUGAAGAAAUGCAUAAAGAAAUUCUAGCAGGCUACGAUGCUGAAGUGCUUGAACUUCAAAAAAUUCUUCGAGCACCUUCACCUCCCCCAGAUUUACCGUCUCCUCUUUUGGCGAAUACCAGUGUAAUUCCCUCUCCCCUAAUUUCAAACUCCACACCAUCGAAACUAUCGCCUCCUAAGGUCGAUCGAAGCACUAAACCCACGACUGUAUCACCAACGGCAUGUCUUAUUGAUGGUCUGCACCCUAUUCUUGUUCCCACUUCUCUUGUUAGUACUUUUCUUCGGAUAGCAGAACCCAAUACGCUCCUUAAACUUGAAACCUGUGGUACUCUAUGCGGAAGGUUAUCUCCUGAAGGCGAUAAGUUAGUAAUUUCUCAUUUAAUCAUCAGCAAACAGAUUGUCACGCCGAAUUCUUGUACCACAACAAACGAGGAAGAGUUACUGGACUGCAUUGAAUCUUCUGGGCUGAUUGUUCUUGGUUGGAUUCAUACUCAUCCUUCACAGACUGCCUUUAUGUCCUCAAUGGAUCUCCAUUGUCAGCUCUCUUAUCAACUUAUGCUUCCGGAGGCUAUUGCAAUUGUUUGUUCCCCGAAAUUCGAUGAGGUUGAAUACUUUUCCCUCACUCCGGACUAUGGUCUUGGAUUUAUUCUUGAGUGUCAACAAACAGGGUUCCACGAACAUUCAGCUACUCGAGAUCUCUAUACUCGGUGUAAGCAUGUUGUCUUUAUAGACGCCCCUAUUGAGGUUCGAGAUCUGCGAUAA